CUCGUCGUCAAACAAAAACGCGGAAACAAAAGAGCUGAUCGCUUUUUCAAAACAAAUAACGCGUCGGCAGAAAGCAAACGCAGCUGACAGCUGUCUGAGUUAACAUUGUAGCUUCUCCAAGCCGCUCUUAAAGAACUGUCAUGGCUCUGAAGAGAAUACAGAAGGAGUUGAAUGAUUUACAGAGRGACCCCCCAGCUUCAUGCUCAGCUGGACCCGUGGGAGAAGACUUGUUUCACUGGCAAGCCACCAUCACUGGACCAAACGACAGCCCUUACCAUGGAGGAGUUUUUUUCCUUUCUGUCCAUUUUCCCACCGACUACCCCUUUAARCCACCGAAGGUUGCCUUUACAACAAAAAUCUACCACCCAAACAUAAACAGCAAUGGAAGCAUUUGCCUUGACAUUUUGAGGUCACAGUGGUCACCUGCACUGACAAUAUCAAGAGUGUUGUUAUCCAUAAGCUCCUUGCUGUGUGACCCAAAUCCAGAUGAUCCUCUGGUCCCCGAAAUCGCAAACAUCUACAAAUCAGACAGGCAAAAGUACAACAAAUUGGCCAGAGAGUGGACCCAGAGGUAUGCAAUGUAACCGACUGGUGCUACACAAGCAUGGACUCCUCUUCAAAAUAUGACCGUACUGUUCAACUGCUUUAUCCUCGCUGGUUGUAGCUGAGGUGUUUGAUCCACUUAAUGCACUUUCUCCUCUGAAAUUUUACUUGACCUGUUUAUUUUAUUAUUUUGGCAUUAUUGGUAAUUUUUUUUUCCCAUUUUAGCUGAUGUGCAGAGGUGGCCUGAUUGUUUCUCUUUCAAACAUUUGUACUGUACAUCACUGUUUUUUGAUUAUACUGAAUUAAAAAAGAUAAAGCGUAAGAAUA
This is a messenger RNA of Austrofundulus limnaeus, 870 nucleotides long. Its product is annotated as ubiquitin-conjugating enzyme E2 D4. The transcript is spliced from 7 exons. The coding region runs from base 141 to 584 and encodes 147 amino acids. The record is from RefSeq and is a predicted model, not a curated record. Lineage: Eukaryota; Metazoa; Chordata; Actinopteri; Cyprinodontiformes; Rivulidae.